AUGUCCGCCGUGGCAGUCAGCCAUCCUCAGAACACCAUGGCCAGCAGCGCAGGGCAGAAAUUGUUGACGGAUCUGCCUGAUACCUCGGUACCAGCGCAAAUAUUUUCACGCCCAAAGGCACCAGUCGAACUCCUCAAUGCACUAGCAAAGAUAGGUGCUCGUCCCUUGGAGGACUAUCUCCGCGAUCUCGAGGUCAAGGCAACAAGGAACCAAGGCGAAAAGGAUGCCCUCAACAGACUCAAGCAGGCAGAGGAGGUAGCUUUGCUCAAGGCUGCUCAGGGCGCGGAGGUCCACGCCAGCAAGACUAGCCACGGCCCGAGCAGUCUAACACCUCCUUCCAUAUCCCCUUCACCCUCACCAUCAUCAUCGCCAUCCCCAACCCCGUCCUCCUCACCAGACGAGCUGAAGCGCUCGCGCUCCCACUCCUCCCUGGAUGGGCUGCCCCUUCUAGCUGUCUCGCCUUCUUCAAGGCUAGGUAAGAAGCUCUGCUUUACAAAAACUGGCCACAUCAGCGAAUUGCUCCAGAUGGAAGCAUCACGCACUGCAGCACUUGCCGCUGCCUCUGUAGGAGGAAGUGGAGGAUCUUCCGCCAUGAGAACUAUCGGAGGGGUGUACACGACGGGACAUCCUGUUAGUCGUCUUACUGAAUUUGCUCAACAGGCUGGGUUGAACCCGCCUGUGUUUACUAGUGUGGCAAGAGCCGGCAUCCACUGCUCACCAGACCACUACGUCACCCUCGUCUUCGAAGGCCACACAUUCGUCGACCACAAGGGAAAGAGGAAUGUCAGAUCUGGAAGGGAGUGUGUUGCUCAACAGGCUCUGGACUUCUUCCUCGGCACUCGUGACGAAGACGACGAUGAUGCUACCAAGAGCAAGACUGAAGAGGAAGAGCGAGCAAGCCCCACGCAGCUGCCCGCCGCAACGGCUGGGCUCAAAUCUCUGUCAAUCGACGAGGCAAAAGCGUCAUCUCCGCCUACAGCUGCUGUUGCCGCUGCCACAAUGCCUCCUCCGCAGCUAGAGUGCCCCAACCCAAUCGGUUUCCUCUACGAGACGGCCUCGCGAUACAAUCACGCACCGCCCGUCUUUACGUACGAGACGAAGAAAGGGCUGCACUGCUCCCCCGACUACUACGUCCAGCUCACCUUCGGCAACCACACCUUUACCGACGAGCAAGGUCAGCGUAGUCUCAAGGCAGGUAAAGAGCUCGUUGCUCUACGUGCAUGGGAAUACCUUUGCGAAGCUCGGAAGUUGCGAAAGAGCGGGGUUAAACCCAGCCUCGCUGCGGUUGGGGUGAUGGGGGUUGGACGAACGGCGCAUGUUCGGAUGCGAGCACGACCGGUGGACGACUGA
This is a messenger RNA of Microstroma glucosiphilum, 1350 nucleotides long. RefSeq lists its product as hypothetical. The transcript has 3 exons. The record is from RefSeq and is a predicted model, not a curated record. NCBI's taxonomy places the organism in Eukaryota, Fungi, Basidiomycota, Exobasidiomycetes, Microstromatales, Microstromataceae. Bases 1 to 1350 code for a protein of 449 amino acids.